Molecule: messenger RNA, 3959 nt
Organism: Scylla paramamosain (green mud crab)
Lineage: Eukaryota; Metazoa; Arthropoda; Malacostraca; Decapoda; Portunidae
Gene: Patr-1
Product: protein PAT1 homolog 1-like
Exons: 10
Coding region: 100-2790 (896 amino acids)
Biological process (GO): deadenylation-dependent decapping of nuclear-transcribed mRNA; P-body assembly
Cellular component (GO): P-body
Molecular function (GO): RNA binding
Source: RefSeq, a predicted model, not a curated record
AAAGACAAGAGAGAGACAUGGGCGCCAUUGCUGGAACCUGACGGGAGGGAGGAGGAGGAGGAACCACAAGAGCCAUGACCCGCCACUGGCCUCUCUCUGAUGGACUCCGACGGUUUCUUCGAAUUUGACGCCUCGUUACCGCCUGAAGAUGGGGCGGUGGAGGGAGGGCAUGAGGAUGAGGAGUAUGACGCCCUCAACGAUGAAACAUUUGGCUCAGCGGCGGUGGUGGACGGUGACUGGGAGGAGAGCCACCAGCACCUGGCCUCCAUCACCGAGGCCAACCGGCACUCCAGCAAGCUCCAGAAUGAGAGUGCACUUUUAAAUGAGUUACAACAGUUGGGGCUGGGGAAUGUGGGGGGCUAUGAUGGCCCCACCAGUGCUCCCAUCUCUAUUAGGGGGUACCAAGGAGGGCCCCACAUUGGCUCUUCCCUCCUGGGUGGUCCGGAUCUGCCAGGGUCUCCGUCCAACAGCAUCUGGACCCCUUCUCCUGGUGUGGACAGGCUGCAGCCAAUGGGCACACCUCCUUCAGUUGGCAGCCUGCCUUCCUCAGCCCCACUUGGCUUGCCCUCGGUGAAGACUGUGGCUGAGCUGGAGCAGGAGAUGAAGCUGCAGUCAGCCAGGACACAGCCGUCCCUCCCACUCCAGCCAGCGCUGAGAGCUGAAGAUCUAGAGAAGGAGUUGGCCCGACACUCAGUUACCAAGGGUCCCAACCAGGGUCCACAGUCCCAUCACUGGCCUUCCUUCCAGCGACCACCGGGCCUCAACCAAGAGUCUACUCUCCCAGCAAACAUGUACCAGUGGCAAAUGCAGCAGCAACAACAGUUUUCACAAAGACAACAGCAACAGCAGCAGCAGCACCCUCGCUUCAUGAACACGUUCUCUGGAGGCAGUGGAGGUGGUGGUAGUGGUGGCAACAACAAAAGUGUUUUCAGUCAACCACAUGCCAUGCAGUCUGGCCCAGGAGGCUCCCAGCACCACCCCUCACACACCCACCACAACCAUGAAGGCAGCUCCAACAACUUCAUCCAUCCCCACGGCCCCCCACACCCUCCCCACCACCACCACCAUCAACAGCAGCAGCAGCAGCCACACAGCCAACACCACAGUAACCAACAGCAGUCUCAGCAGCAGCAGCAACAACACCAUCACCACCACAACAACCCCCCUCCCUCUUCCCACCAUCCCCACCACCAACACCACCAUUUACAGCAACAGCACCACCACAACUAUAAUAACAGUAAUAAUAAUAACAGCUUUAACAAUCAACACCAUCACCACCAUCAGCAACACCACCACCAACACCAGUCCCACCACCCUCCACACCACCACCACCACCACUCGCACCACCAGCCACCAGGGUACAGCUACCACCACAAUAACCGAGGGCAGGACGGUAAUUACUUUAACCACAAUGGCUCGGAGUCGCAGGGACGUGGGUCGUAUGAGCGCUGGGGAUACGACCGACGCCCAUAUGACCAAAGGGGAGGGCAGUAUGAACGCAAGGGUUGGGAUGAUCACAGCUCCCAGCACCCCAGCCGCACCAGGCGAGACAGUGAGGCUGAAUGGGAGGAGUGGCACCGCUGCCGAGAGCAGGAUGAGUACAGCUGUCUCAUGACCCCAAGGGAGAAGGGCUGGCUCAAGCACAUCCAGGCCAUGCAGCUCCACUCUGACACACCCUACAGAGAUGACUACUAUUAUGUGAUGCACAGUGUGAAACAGCAACGCAAGAGGGAGGAGGAAGUAAUAGAAAUUGAUGGACUCCAGCUCCUGCUGCCAGACCGUGGGAAGGAUGGUGCCUCUGGCCGUGAGUAUGAGCCUCCCCAUCUUGAGAAUUCUCUUGGCAAGCUGCAAGUAGUGAGUGUCAAUGCCCCAAGGAAGAUCAUUGACCUUCAGGUGGUGCAUCUGGAUCCUUCACACCCAACCACCUCCAUGCAACGAGAGAUGAGGAGACACAGGCACCUCCUCCUUUACGUUGAAAAGCUGUUCAACAAAAUGAUGGAGCUGGAUGACCUGGAACGCCGGAUCCGCCACCUGCCUGACUGCCCCACUCGAGACAUGUUCCGAUCCAAGUCCCGGACGCUAGCAGCACGCCUCUGGGCCAACUUGAAUGCCACCCCAGAUCGCCUCCUGCAGGUCCUGUGCAUUCGCAAGGGAAAGAGUCUGGUGAGUCGCUUGCUUGGCUGGCUUGGAGAGGGAGACCAGGAACACCUGGUAGUGACAUUGCUGCAGAACAUGACACUGCUGUCUCGCAAAGAUGCCCAUGACCAACAUUUAGCCCUUCUCUGGCCUGCCACUGAUCGCCUGGUGGCCACGGCUGCCCCUAAUCGUCUUCUAGAGUUGGCUGCUGCUUUCAACAACAAUUCUUCAGCCCAGGUCCCCUCCCAGAAGACAAACCUGGCAGCAGCUCUCUACAACAAGUAUGGUGUGAGCCUGGUGCUUGCCCUUUUGGUGCGUGGAGAGCAGGUCCAUGCCAUGCUGGUGGACUCCAAUGUCUGGCAGGAAUUUCUCUCAGCCAUCAUCACAGCCUUGGCUACCACCUCAUCUUCUCCUGCCAACGAGGGUGCCAUUCCCAAGACCACAACCUCCUCAUCUGCUGACUCCAACAAGAAUGAAAUGGCAGCGGCUCUUCCAUCAGUAGCCCUGGCUGCUUCACCCUGCCGGCCUGGCCAGCACCUGGCUCGCUGUGUGGGUGUGGAAGCCAGCCUCCUGAAGGCCGCCCAGGACAAAAUGGCUCAAAUGGAGGCCAUCCACUCCAAAGCUUCUCGGAGUCAGAGUCCAACAAAGUCUUAAUUCUUGCUACUUAGGAUGGAGAGCGAGAGACAGUUUUCAGGCUUUUAAUUAACUUAAACAAGAUGGAUGUAGCUGUUCAGCCAAAAUCCCUUUUUCCUCUGCGCCUUGCUGUUCAUGGUUUAGUUACAGUGCUAUAUAUAUGUUUUGUGUUUUGAACAUUUCAGAAUGUUUGGUACUCAAGAAAUUACUUUUGUUGCAGAUUUGCCUCUUCAGAAAUGGUGAGACUGUUGGGUGUUUUUUCAGAGUUAAUGAAGGGUGGAGCAACCACCUUAAAACUGCACAAUGUGCUAAAAUCCAGGCUGAAUCUAGCAUCAUUUCUUCACUGUAGGAUGACUGGUGCUGCAUCCCCAGUGCAAACCUGCACAACCAGACUUGUAGUUUAUUUAAGAAAUUUCAUGAAGUAAUGACAGUAGUAAUAAUAAUAAUCAGGUGGGAUUCACAAUUGAGACAAGGGUGAGUGUAAGUGCCAUUAUGCUUUGCCCAAUGGAGGCACUGUCAUUAUGUUAUUUCAUUGUGUUUGUGGGGGCAUAUUGUGAUGCAGAUUGACUCGUUUGUGUGGCAGAUGAUGCAUUGAGCCAGUCCUGUGCUAGGGAAAUGUGUCGCCCAGAGACUUGGAUUGCAGCACUGCUCACCACAGCCAGUAAUAACUAAGUUCUUAGUUAAAUUAACAAGGUUGUUAUUUAAUUUUCUCUUGCUGCUAUUCUGUCAAGAUGAUACUGUUUAGCCUCCAUACAUACAAUAUUUAUCUUUUUCUUACAUAGCUAUGGCAGGCACUUGCAAUGCUACUUGAAGCUCUUCUCUUAGUUUAUAAUUUAACACAUGUCUGAUCAUUGCGUUGUGUAUUUAAGAUCUGUGCAGCAAAGACCAAAACAGCAGCACGGCAGUCAGCCGGCAUACCUCCUCUCCUCUCCUCCUGCUCCCUCCUGCAAUUUUGUUCAAUAAUUUAAACAUCUGAUGUACAUUUUUAUAUAUGGUUCUCAAGAGUCCUUGUUUCUAUGAGGUCCGGAGGAGUGAUGCAGGUUAUUUGUAUAGAGCUGUUGUUAGUCUGUGGGGCGGUAUUGGUUAAGCCCAGGCCAUAUUUGUUUAAGGCCUUCCAACACAGACCUCCCCGGCCCUCAUCCCCACAUUAUUUGACAUUUUUUAAAAUAAAACAUCAGAUGAAGUACUAA